This is a messenger RNA of Sardina pilchardus (European sardine), 4209 nucleotides long. RefSeq names its product sodium/potassium/calcium exchanger 3-like. Gene Ontology annotation, molecular function: calcium, potassium:sodium antiporter activity; calcium channel activity. Gene Ontology annotation, cellular component: plasma membrane. The coding region runs from base 1 to 1770 and encodes 589 amino acids. Gene Ontology annotation, biological process: intracellular calcium ion homeostasis; calcium ion transmembrane transport. The record is from RefSeq and is a predicted model, not a curated record. Lineage: Eukaryota; Metazoa; Chordata; Actinopteri; Clupeiformes; Clupeidae. The transcript is spliced from 17 exons.
AUGAAGGCGGUGCUGAGGACCAGAAGACGGCGGCCGUUCCAGCGGUUCUGCUGCUGUGGACUUGCUCUGCUCGCUGUCGUCUGGUUCGCACAGGUCAUGUACCUGUCAGAAACGAAUCCCUCAGACGAGCUGUCCAGGCGGGAGUGGUCCAGUCGGAGGAUACUUCAGGAGAAUCACACUGAAGUGCAGCACUCUGGAGCCAUCAGUGAGUUCCCUGCGGACAUCUUCACCAAGGAGGAGCGACGGAAGGGGGCGGUUUUGCUGCACGUGUUGGGUGCCAUCUACAUGUUCUACGCUCUCGCUAUUGUCUGUGAUGACUUUUUCGUCCCCUCCCUGGAGAAAAUCUCUGAGAACCUGCAACUCAGUGAGGAUGUAGCAGGGGCCACCUUCAUGGCUGCAGGAAGCUCCGCCCCAGAACUCUUCACCUCUCUCAUUGGUGUGUUCAUCACCAAGGGAGAUGUGGGCGUUGGUACAAUUGUGGGCUCUGCGGUCUUCAACAUCCUGGUCAUUAUAGGUGUCUGUGGCAUCUUUGCUGGACAGACGGUGGUGCUGACCUGGUGGUCUCUGUUCAGGGACUCGUCCUACUACCUCAUCUCCGUGCUGGCUCUUAUACUGGUUAUCUACGAUGCGCGCGUUGUCUGGUGGGAAUCGAUGCUCCUCAUCUCCAUGUAUGGGGUCUACAUUCUUAUAAUGAAGUUUAACACCCAGAUCGCCGGCUUUGUGGCACGGCAAUUCCGGGGUCCAGGGAGGUGCUGUUCGCGCAGAGGCCACCACCAGGAUGAGGCAGGGGAAGACGGGGGGCCCUGCAACACCUCCAUGGUGCUCCUGAGAAAAGCUCAAAACUCGGGGCAGGACUCUCCGGUGGUGAUGGUGGACGAGCUGCUCUCCCUGAACCCCCACCAGCUCUCCUUCUCCGACGCCAGCCUGCGCAUCAUGAUCACGCCGCACUUCUCCCCGCGCACGCGCCUCAGCAUGGCCGGACGCAUGCUCAUCAGCGAGAGGCAGCGUCUGCUGAGGGAGAGCAGGGGGGACACCCCGGUGAAGGGGCUGUGCUCUGGGGCCAUGGAGAAUGGCGGAAGCGUGGACCGCCAGGCCCUGGAGGACGGCUCCAACGGAGAGGGGGGAGGGAAAGGUGUCUGUGCCCAGCCAGAGGAGGAGGACGACGGGGGGGACGAGCCAUUCAGACCCCUGAAGGUGCCAGCGGGCUGCGGUGCCCGGGUGAAGUGGUUCGUGUCGUGGCCCCUGAGCGUGCUGCUGUACCUCACCGUGCCCAACUGUGUGUGGCCGCGCUGGCACCGCUGGUUCAUGGUGACCUUCGCCACGUCCACCCUGUGGAUCGCCAUCUUCUCCUAUCUCAUGGUGUGGAUGGUCACCAUCAUCAGUGACACGCUCGACAUCCCCGACUACAUCAUGGGCAUCACGUUCCUGGCGGCCGGCACCAGUGUCCCAGACUGCAUGGCCAGUCUGAUCGUCGCACGUCAGGGCAUGGGGGACAUGGCAGUGUCCAACUCCAUUGGCAGUAACAUCUUUGACAUCCUGCUUGGACUGGGCUUCCCGUGGGCUUUGCGCACCCUGGUGGUGGAACACGGCUCAACAGUGCCCAUUAACAACAAAGGAUUGGUGUACUCGGUCAUCCUACUGCUCGCCUCUGUCUUCCUCACGGUGCUGAGCAUCCACCUGAACCACUGGAAGCUGGACAAGCGGCUGGGCCUGGGGCUUAUUUUCCUCUACUCCAUCUUCCUGCUCUGCUCCAUCUUCUUUGGGCUGUAGUGGCCACCGACACGACUACCAGCCGCUCCCCCCCAGGCCUGCCCCUUCUCCGCCACUCAAACCAACCACUACACAGACUAGUACCAAACCAAAAAAAAAAUAUAUAUAGAAUUAUGAAAGAAAAAGCAAAUAUUUAUCUAGACGUGAAUGUGUUGAAGGUCCAAGGCGGCAGGAUGGGAGGGUGAACUUGCGCACACUGUAUUUACUUAAACGUGGUCCUGUGGUGUAUGUAGCCCACAGACCCACACUAGCACUUCAAUAAGUUCAUAUAUGGUAUGCGGCAAACAUGAGGACGCCUCUGUGCAAUAGCGCAUACGUUUCAGAUUAUUCAAAAUGGUACACAGUCUUUUCUUUUGUCCAUUCAAUACUCUGUGUGUCCACUUUUAGACAGAUUCGGUCUUCCUUUGCAUGAAGGAUUUCAGUGUUGUCUGUAGAGAUGUUCUGCCAUUCUUCAGAGACACUUUUUUCAGCUAGUCUUUGCCAGAGGGGUUUUGUGCUAAAAUCAUCACAUUCCCACCUGUGUGCUAUUAAUUUUGCUUAAGAGCAAAAAUCCUGCUGCUCACAUUAAAGGUAAGACCAUUUCUACUAUUUUCAUCAUUUGGCAUUGCAGUGAUAUUGCACAGGGGGCGUCCUCGUGUCUUCUGUGUGCUGUAUGUAGUGUUGGAAAUGUUGAUGUCGGGCUGUAGGUCUUCACAGCAUGCACAACACAUGCGUCUCAAGAAAAGAUAGUGACAGGUAGGAGUGACAGAUCAUCCGUGUUGCCUUGAUGUUUGGAGCUCACUUGUCUGUUUAUAUUGUACACUCAAAAUGGCGUGACUCUGUUGUGUUGUGAUAUUAUGUAUAUUUUUUGCACUGUGUAGCAAUAUGGAUGCUGUGGGGCCGACUCCCCCAGUGGUAAAAUGCGGGGACAGUUUUUGAGAUUUUUGAGAGGGUGUAAUAUUUUGAGAGAUGCCUUUUACUGGUGGAUUUACCACGCAGCGCAACAUAUAGAAUUCACAAUAAAUAUAAAUGUUUGCCUCAAGCUUUUGACAGAAACAAAACAGAGAAUUUAUGGAUUUGUAGAAUUUUUAGGAGAGUAUUUGUACUAGUUAGGUUACUACAUGUUUGUUCUUACAGCGCGUGUCCAAAUGUUUGAUAAAUGUUUGAUAAAUGUUUGUACAGGUUUUGUUCCAAAGGCUCUAUAUGUUUAGGUACGAUUGAUGUUUUAAAACACAGUAAGAUGACGAAACCUUACAGUAUAAAAUUAACCUUAAAGUAUAAUUAUAUAUGUAUAUGAAUGUGUACAAUACUACUUUUUGAGUGAGUUUCCCAAAACACUCACUUUUACUGUUGCUAAAUGUUUACUAAAUGUUUUAUAAGAGGGAAAUGUGAGAACUUAGAUUUGUGAUGCUUUUAAUAUUUAUAAAGUCUGAACAAUGAUAUUUAACAAUAUCAUGAAUUUAAUUUAUCCUUUCCAAUUGAGAUGUUUAUCUUUGUCGCUUUGUCCAAAUGCAUACUGUAGCAGAGAGAUCAAGCAGAUGUAGAGAUAGUUAUGAUCUAAACCAAUAAUGUUUGUAUUAGAAGGAUGCAAUAGAUCGCAAGUCUAUUUUUCAUAGUGCUAUUUCAGACGUUACUAAAAUAUAUUUGUUUAAUAAAUGGUGAGCCUGCCAGGAGUUCUUCCAAGAACAAAUAUUUUGGUGUUGUUGACUAUGUACGAUUUCUGUAUUGGGGGAUGGGUGGGGAACCUUUUUUUGCCUACAAGAUCUGGUAGACGUGUCAGCUGAUCUGUGAAAGAUAAAAGAGGGAAGUGUGAGACUGAGACAUCGGAUUGUUGUGUGCGAGGUAUUCCUGUGUUGUGUUAUGCGCCGAGGAUUACCUCCCAGUGUCAACAUGACCUCUCCUUGAGCAUCACAUUGCUCUGUAGCUCAACCGACAGAGAUAGUAAAGGUGAAGCAGUGACUACUAUUACCUAGCUCCUCUCUCCACUAUACAGUAUGUCUGUGUGAGUUACCAAGCUCUUAAAAUAUACAUUUCCUGGUUAGAUAUACUGUGCUGUUUUUAUAACAACCACCCAAAGAUUCACUGUUCCAAGUAAACUGGCUGCAAUGGACAAUAAUAAAGACAAUAAUUGACUGUCCUUUUGACACAGGCCAUUUUAACUCUUUUCAACUUUCAACCUCCUCUCCACAGCUCAGUAAUUUCUGACGGAGACAAAUGAGGUUUAUACAUGUAGCCCACUUAUGUUGGUAGGCACCAUCUUGUCUGUGUGUAACAAAGAGGUAUAUUGACAGUAGGCUCAGGUUGUAUGCAAAGGUUUUGGCAGUGUACUGUUAAACAUGUCUCUAACUGAAUAAAAACAUUUUGGGGUGCCAGACUUUCAGUAGCAGUGGACCACUAGCUUUUGAACCACUGAAGUGAUCCUACAGAACUUUGUAUGUUGUUGAGUGCAAUAAACAAACU